Drosophila teissieri is the source of this 4062-nucleotide messenger RNA. It is a transcript of the gene melt, whose product is annotated as protein melted. The record is from RefSeq and is a predicted model, not a curated record. Gene Ontology annotation, molecular function: phosphatidylinositol-5-phosphate binding. Lineage: Eukaryota; Metazoa; Arthropoda; Insecta; Diptera; Drosophilidae. Gene Ontology annotation, cellular component: plasma membrane. Gene Ontology annotation, biological process: regulation of signal transduction. The transcript has 10 exons. Bases 813 to 3797 code for a protein of 994 amino acids.
CGCGUUCGCUUGGCCAGCGCGCUCGUCCAUGUCGCUUUCUUCGCCUAUCGGUGUGUGCGUGCGCCUGCCUACGUGUGUGCCUGUGCACGCGAGUGUGUUUGUGUGUGUGUGUGUUAACAAAAUGUGAUUAGCAAAAAUACAAAGAAAUCAGGCAUAGUGGAACAAGGCAUUGUGGCUGAAACAACACUCGGCGGUAGUAACAGUCGCCACUAAAAACAAUAACAACAACGACCACAAAAUAUAUGUAUAUUAAUAAUAGUACACAAAAAACAUAUCUUUCGAGAUAUACACGAAAUGCGAAAAUUUGCAUAAAAAGCAAUGCGCUGGCGCGGCAACAAAGCGCGGCCGUAAAAAAUAAGUAACGCCAACGACAAUUCUGAAUUCAGAAAUUUGUGCUUUAUCGGCAGCGGCAGCAACAAUUAAAUUAAUAUUGAACUACACCCAAAGUUAACAAAAGUAGCAGCCAUAAAAAAAUACAACACCACAGCCACAACAACAACAAAAGCGGCAACAACAACAAAAGCGGCAACAGCAACAACCACAAACGUUGUCUACCUUUUUUACCUUUUCAAGUCUGCUUUUUUUUGGUUUGGUUUUGUGUUGCUGCUGCAAGAGCGAUUUAUUGAGCGAUCCGAAUCCGAAUCGGACUCCGAAUCGCACUCCGAAUACGACUCCGAAUCCACUGCGACCAGUUCCAGUUGCCCGAAGUGAUACUGAUAUGACCAGCUGUCUGCCAGCAGCCGCAGACGCAGAUGCAAUCCGUUGCCGCAGAUGAAGAGUUUUGAAGAAUACUAAUUGGGGAAUUCUCCACGAUGCACGAACUUUUCAACAAAGUGCUCGCCAAACGCGAUCUCUCAAGAGCCGGAGAUCUCUUUUCCGUGCCGGAUGCGGACAUAGUCGACGACAUCACGGAGGUGCUUUCCGAGAUCAGUCCGAUCAUCUCGCAUGCGGACUAUGUGAAGAACAACAAUGACCAGAGUGUGGUGGAGAUCUGUGUGACAAGGGUGCUGUCUUGCAUCCGGGAAACCAAAACUGCAGAGCGGUACUGCGCUGCUCUGGUGGAUCUACUGAGGACCUGUCUGCUGUGGAACCUCCAGCCCUCGGGAACCACAAAAGAUGAGCCACCCCACGCCAAGAUCGCUGCCGAUAUCAUCUCUAGCAUUUUUCUGAACUAUGACAAAAAAGAACUGAUGAAAAUAGCCCUUCCCGUCGCCGUGCAGUUCCUUCCAAAGGGAAACCGUGAGCUGUCGCGAAACUUGGCCAGUUACUUGUCACUGGCGGCCAUCGAUCACGCCUGCUUGCUGAGCCCCCAUACGGAGUCCGUGAUGGACUCCAUCCUGACUGGAAACUACGGUCUACUACGAGUGCUUUCGCAGGUGUACGAGGUGGCUCCGGAGGAGGUGACGCCACAUGCCCCACUGCUUAUGCCCCUGCUGCCACAGUGUGAUCCGCAGGAGAGGAUGGCGGUGUUCCAGCUGUACCUGCUGAUCGUUGCGAAGUCACCAGAGGUCCUGGAAUCGUGUGUUCCGCAGCUCUGUGGCUCCCUGCUCGAUAGCGACACAUCCAGCAUAACCAUGCAGAUUCUGCUAAAGCUUUCCCAGCACUCGCCAAGCCUUCUUGUCGACCAUUUCGAGCAAUUGCGCCUGGCGGCCAAAACCAACCCUGGAACGAUUCCGCUUUGUGCCCAGAUUAUGACUACCGCUGGAAUCGGGAGCAAGGAGACGGCCCAGCAAGCUCUGGACUUUGUGCUGGAGCAUCUGCCCACGCAGGCACUCCUGCAACAGGAGGCCACGCGCCUCUGCUCCGCCUAUCCGGUGUUGUUCACCGACAAGGUCCUGGCCUGUGUGCGGCAGAAGAACGCAGCGCUCAGCUCGCAACAGGAUGUGGGGAAUGGCUUGGGCAACAAGACCUCCGGUGGCGUUACCAUUGUCAGCUUGAACAGCUCCAGUCUCAGUCCGCCCCUUAAGCCAGCUCCGACUGGCGCACCGUCUGUAAACACAGCAAUUGUCCAGCCGGCCAGCGUAGCCAGUGCCACGCCCACACCACCACCCGCCUCCGCCUCGGCGCCUAUUGCCAGCUCCACGCCCGUGUCGGCUGCCACGCCCACUCCUCAGCAUGCGGGCUACACGCGGCGGGUGAAGCUGGGUGAUUCCCGGAGCACAGGUCGUCUGCAUCCCGCCAGCAAUACGCACCGGAGUGUGACCCGGUUGAAUGUGGCCAGUGGCUCCGUGGGAGGACUUCACAAGAGCAUGACACGGCUGAGUAACUCGCAGAUUAACCAGCAGCCUGGAGGCAGCUCCAAUGGCAAUGUGGUGGUGCAAUCGGGUGCCACUCCGAAGACGCCAACUGGCUUCAGUAAUCCGCCCGUGACCCCAGUGCCGCCGUUGAGCAACAACGUGGUCAUAACUGGACACAACCGACACGGCAUACCUGUGACCUCCGGAGGAGUGACUGUGACCACGUCGCCGUCGAAGGUGCGACCACACUCCCAAGGACCCUCAACGCUGCUCAACUCGAGCACGGUGCUGAUGAAGUACAGCACGGAUGCACUGAACCAAUCCGUGGGCUCGAUCUCCAUACCACAAUCGGCGGCGGUGGCCACUUUGCCAUCGACGCAGACACAGAAUGCGGUAUCCGUCCAUCAUGCCUCUCCGGCGCUGCCCCAAUCCUCUAGCAAUGGCCAUGCCAAGUCCGUAAUGAAACUGCCAGUCAACGGAAAUAGCGAAGUAAUCGUUUCGGGACCCACCACCAAUGUGGCACCUCGCCGAAGCGAUAAUACCAGCAGGACCCUAUUGAACGCCAACAGUGUCAUGGACCAGCGGAUGAGCACCUUUGAGCCAUACCAGAUUAUGCGCGAUCCUGUCCAGCAAUUCUGCGAGAAGAACUUCAAUUCGAUCAAGUCCUACAUGGACGACGUGUCGCAGCAUCUGCCGCCGCCCACACGUUGCAGCAUUGAGGUUUCCAAUGAAUUCGCAGAGCGUCGUACCAAAAAGGUGGCCAAACUGCACUUCGCCUGCCAGAUUCGUGGUCCCCACUGCCUCUACUCCAAAACUUGCUUUACGAUGCGGACGCGGAACCCCAAGACCUGGAUACAUAUGAUGUUCCUGGACUUUCAAGUGCGGCAUUUCGUGAAGGAGAAGUGCGUGCUGAGCACGCGGGAGUCGGGCAUCAGCAAUCUCAAGAACAUUUGGCAGAUACUCAAGUGCGAGAACCGCAGCUUCACCGAGCUGGUUACCAGCCAGUUUCCACAGGUCAAGGACCGCGAGAUCCUGGUGAACGAGCUGCGCCACUCGGGCUUUCUGGAUGUGUUCGAGGUGUCCAAGACAGACAAGUCCAACCCGAACUGCAAUGAGUUGGAGUACCAGUGGGGCUGCUUCCUCUGCAAUCAUCCGGACAAGGCGGUGGGCUUCCUCAAUGGCAGCAAUCAGCCCAUGAUCGAGGGUCAGCUGAAGGAGAAGAAGGGCAAGUGGCGACUAUUCAGGCGGUGGCGAACGCGCUACUUCACUUUGUCCGGAGCGCACUUGUCCUGCAAAGGAUCUAGCGGAGGUGAGAGCAUCGAUGUGAAUCAGAUACGAUCGGUAAAGGUAUCUCGUGGUGCGCGUAACAUACCCAAGGCCUUCGAGAUCUUCACCGCCGACCAGACAUUAAUACUCAAGCCCAAGGACGGCAAGAAUGCCGAGGAGUGGGUGCAGUGCCUCAGCAUCGUGGUGGCCCACUCGCAGGCCCGAGAUAAUCCCACGGCCAAGACGAACAGCUUGCCCGCCCGCAGCAUGGGCAGCAGCAAGCCCACCUUCUAGGAUUCUAGGAUGCGAUGCCAUCCCAAUACCCCAUGUGAGAUUAUUUGUAAAUGUAAAGACAGAGCAACGGCAACACACAAAAGACAAAAACAGACAAAGGAUCGGCGAGCAAAGGACUCUCCCGUCUAUAUACAUAUGCAUAUUGCAAUAUAUCAUUCUAUACAUAUAUAUAUGAUAUAUACCUUGGGCCAAUGUCCAUAGACUUAUCUAGCGUGUACUUACCAUUUCAAGGGAUUUCAAAAAUUUUGCGAAAUUGUUUUUAUCA